Messenger RNA from Phoenix dactylifera (date palm), 1396 nucleotides. NCBI's taxonomy places the organism in Eukaryota, Viridiplantae, Streptophyta, Magnoliopsida, Arecales, Arecaceae. The record is from RefSeq and is a predicted model, not a curated record.
UGCUCAAGCCAGUGGGGCUGGGCUAAUCGGACAGGCAGGUUUAUUAGGCGGAUAUUGUCAGGCCGGGUUGAGUGCAGGAAUCGUGAAUCCUAAAGCGAGGCCCCUUUGCCAAACUUAUGAAUGCCUGCAGCGGAGCUAAUGCAAGCUCGGAUCAGCGGAGGGCUCGAAGAAAAAGAAUGAGAAAAAACAUCUUCUGAGAUCCGUCGCGUUGCGAUGUCUUUUUGGAAGAGGAGUCUUUGGUUCAGAGGUCAGGGAGAGAAGAAGGGGAACAUUCGGGAUGAAGAGGAGGGUUAUCUCCAGGAAUUCGGGAGUAACGGAGCAGCUUUGCAACUUCAUCAAGGGCUUCAGCAUCGAUACCUUCAAAACUUUUCCCCUUCAAGAUGAUCGGCCAGUGGAUUUUGUUUUUGGGUCCGCUCCAUCAACGGCAACUAAUGUCCGAAAGGAGCUCACGGAGUGGCAGGAGAGGCAUGCUACUUUGGUUCUCUCCAAAGUCAAGGAAAUUGCGCAACUUCGAUAUAUUCUGUGCCCCCGUCAUCUAAAGGAGAAACAGUUCUGGAGAAUAUAUUUCCUACUUGUUAAGAGCUAUGUGGCCUCAUAUGAGAUGCGUGCCAUACAAAAGGAAAAGAUCAAAAUGAUGGGGAUGGACAAUGAGAAAGCAGUCAAUAGAACUAUGGUUGAAGUGGAGAUGAUAGAUGCGAAGAAUGGAAGCAGCUCAAAACCUCUCGGUAGCAACAUAGGCAGAGAUGAAGGCAAGUCAGCAGAACCUACUGGAUUAGCUGCUGGGAAAAUUUGGGAUAUUAUGUGAUUCCAUGUGAAUGAAGACCAAAUCUCGAGCCAUUGGAACUUCUGCAAACAUCCUUUACUGAUGAGCUGACUGGCCACCGAAGCAAUGAAAUCCUUGGCAUGCGUACUUCACUUGCUAAUCAUGAUAGCGUGGAAUUAAAGGUUUCCUCAACUAGACGGAGUUCCAACACAUUGCAGAUGGCUUAGUUAGCUCCAUAUUGCAUCUUUUGCUUGCCAUUCGGUUAUGCAGCUGAACAUUAAUUGACUCGAAACGCAGAAGCCUGUUGGCACAGUGUGAUGAUUAAGAAUUCAAUGCAAAAUAAAAAAAAGGAUGUUACUAAGAAAGGCUAAGAGAAAAAAAAAGGUAUCAUCGUAGCUUAUGUUGCUAUCAGAUAAUACCGGUAAUGAGUUAAAAUAAACAAAGCAAUGCAUGUAAGAUGUGGUUUUCAGCAGUUUAAAGUAUUUUCUUCUUUUUCUCCUUUAUUCUCUUUUCAUAUAUUGUAAUAGUUAAUGAUGGUUCAUGACAACCCAAGCUUUUGUUUGGACUGUGAUUCUCUUGUUCCAAUAAUCCUGUACCGACAAAAUCAUAAGAGUUGCAUAUUUUCAUAUCAUA